UGCAGAGAGGGAGGGUCUUUGUUCUCCUGGAUUAGAGAAGGAUUGCAUGGUUCACCUCGAUGUGUGUAAUGAGACAAGGAGGAAAUGGCUCUGGAUGCCCCCCCUAGGUACGCCCUGGAGCAUGUUCCUAUGCUUGACACAGCCUUUGUCCGGAAUGGUCGCGCUGUCGCCGCCCUGUGGGCAGCGUGUACCCUGUUCCUUGGGGUACUGGAGAUUGUGGUGCUGUUGGAGCCAUCGUGGGUUUUAGGUGCAGAGGGAAGUGGACACUUUGGCCUUUACCAGGUGUGUGAGGAUUCUAAUUGGGGGCCAGAGUGUCGAGGUUCCCCAGGGGCCCUGCAGGCUCUGCCAUCUUUCCAAACUGCUGCCGGAUUCAUGGUCGGGGCACUGUUGCUGGUGCUGCUCAGUUUGGGCUGCUCUGGACUCUUGUGGUUUUGUCACUCAGGAACCGUCUUCAAACUAUGUGCUUGGCUUCAGCUGUCUGCCGCCUCUUGCCAGGCCAUUGCCUGCCUCCUUUUCCCUGAUGGAUGGGACUCCCCCAUGGUGCGCUCCCUCUGUGGGCAUCGUUCGGACAGAUAUGAGUUGGGGGGCUGCUCUGUGCAUUGGGGCUUUGUCCUAGCCAUCCUAGGAACAUUUGAUGCUCUGGUUCUGUCCAUAUUGGGGUUUACCCUUGGGAAACGGCAGGAUGCUCUGCACCCCGAUGUCGCUGCACACAUCAAGCAUGGAUUCUCCAAAGAAUUUCCAUGAUCCCCAAUGAGAUCCCAUCUGUGCUCUCCCUAGUGACUUCAUGCUGUUGAAUAGCUGAGCCUGAUGCCCAAGUCAUUGGCAUCCAAUCCUCAGUCUGCUCUCUGUGCCAAGUGCCAUGCCAUCUCCAUAACAUCUCAAUCUUUCUGCCAUCGUUAUGUCACUCUCUCAUUUGUACUCUUUAUAUUUAUUUAGAUGUUAAUAAUAAAAAGUCUUUAUUUUU
This is a messenger RNA of Pelobates fuscus (common spadefoot toad), 964 nucleotides long. Its product is annotated as LHFPL tetraspan subfamily member 3 protein-like. The record is from RefSeq and is a predicted model, not a curated record. Gene Ontology annotation, biological process: sensory perception of sound. The transcript has 4 exons. Gene Ontology annotation, cellular component: plasma membrane. The coding region runs from base 85 to 744 and encodes 219 amino acids. NCBI's taxonomy places the organism in Eukaryota, Metazoa, Chordata, Amphibia, Anura, Pelobatidae.